Gaeumannomyces tritici R3-111a-1 is the source of this 993-nucleotide messenger RNA. RefSeq names its product palmitoyl-protein thioesterase 1. The record is from RefSeq and is a predicted model, not a curated record. NCBI's taxonomy places the organism in Eukaryota, Fungi, Ascomycota, Sordariomycetes, Magnaporthales, Magnaporthaceae. Gene Ontology annotation, cellular component: lysosome. Gene Ontology annotation, molecular function: palmitoyl hydrolase activity; thiolester hydrolase activity. The transcript has 2 exons. Bases 1 to 993 code for a protein of 330 amino acids.
AUGACCUUCUCCCGGCAAGCCAAGCUCUUCCUCACCCUCGGGUCCCUGGCGGCCUCGACUCUUGCUCUGCCGUGGUCUCAGAAGCUGCUGGGCAGCGAUGAGGAUGACGACACGCCUUUGCCUGUGGUCGUCUGGCACGGCCUGGGCGACAACUACGCCGCCGACGGUCUCAAGGAGGUCGGGCACCUCAUCGAAGCCGCAAACCCGGGCACGCUCGUCUACUUCAUCCGCAUGGACGACAGCUCGUCGCAGGACCGCAGCGCCACCUUCCUCGGCAACCUGACGGAGCAGGUGCAGAAGGCGUGCGACGACAUCUCCGCGCACCCGAUCCUGUCGACGGCGCCCGCCAUCGACGCGCUCGGCUUCAGCCAGGGCGGCCAGUUCCUCCGCGCCUACGUCGAGCGCUGCAACGCGCCGCCCGUGCGCAGCCUGGUGACGUUCGGCUCGCAGCACAACGGCAUCGUCGACUUCAAGGCCUGCAGCGCCACUGACUUCUUCUGCAAGGGCGCCAUGUCGCUGUUGCGCGGCAACACCUUCUCGCAGUUCGUCCAGAGCCGCCUGGUCCCCGCCCAGUACUUCCGCGACCCGGCCGCCAACUUCGACCGCUACCUCGAGGCGAGCAACUUCCUAGCCGACAUCAACAACGAGCGCGUACUCAAGAACCAGACGUACCGGGACAACAUCAUCAAGCUCGUCAACUUUGCCAUGUUCAUCUUUGAGGAGGACACCACCGUCAUCCCCAAGGAGACGGCCUGGUUCGAGGAGGUUAACGGCACCGAGGUUGUCCCGCUGCGCGCCAGGGACCUCUACCGUGAGGACUGGAUCGGCUUACGCGAGCUCGACCGCAAGGGCGGGCUCAAGUUCAGGACCGCGCCUGGUGAGCACAUGCGCCUCGAGGGAGAGCUGCUCGUCGAGACCUUCCGCGAGUUCUUUGGCCCCUUGGGCAAGAAGUUUGAGUCCGACCAGGACAGCGAGCGCGAGGUUGAACUCUAG